CGUAAAAUAUCAAUUAAACGACCUCGUUCGAAACCGCUCUAACUAUAAACGUCGGCCUCCGCUUUCCCCUUUCUUUCGGUAUCAUCUUUGUUAGAGCUCCGAUCGGGAUCUUCUUCUUCUCGAGGUAAUUUUCAGCUAUUUGACAGCAAUGAAUGGCAGUCUUGGUAACCAGUCUGGCAUGCAAAGAUCCCCACCGAACCCAUUCGGAAAUGCUUUCUAUGGGACUGGAUCUGGACUCAUCCGUGGUGGACUAGGAGCAUAUGGGGAGAAAUUCCUAGGCUCAAGCUCUGAAUUUAUGCAAAGCAAUAUUAGUCAAUAUUUGUCUGAUCCUCAGUAUUACUUUCAAGUGAAUGGCCAGUAUGUGAGGAAUAAAUUGAAAGUGAUCCUUUUCCCAUUCCUACACAGGGGACAUUGGACUAGAAUUACAGAGCCAGUUGGAGGUAGGCUUGCCUACAAACCUCCAGUUCAUGAUAUAAAUGCCCCAGAUUUAUACAUCCCCCUCAUGGCCUUUGGUACUUAUGUUGUGCUCUCAGGAUUCUCAUUGGGUGUUUUUGGAAGAUUUACACCAGAAGCAUUGAGUCUACAGUUUACAAAAGGAUUAGCAGGCUGGUUCUUCCACAUCCUCCUCCUAAAAGGGUUGUUGUAUUCCUUAGGCAGUGGUGAGGCACCAUUGCUGGACAUUGUGGCCUAUGCCGGGUAUGGAUUUGCUGGCUUGUCCCUUGCUGUUCUGGCAAGGAUCUUUUGGAGCUUCUCAUAUUAUUUUCUGCUGCCGUGGAUAUGUGUGUGCAUGGCUGUGUUCCUUGUAAAGACCAUGAAGAGGGUCCUUCUUGGAGGAACUAGGGGGUAUGAGAAGCAUUCCACCAGGCAUCAUUAUCUUCUGCUCUUCAUGGCUGCAGUUCAGUUCCCCUUGCUGUUCUGGCUUGGUAAUGUCAGUGGGUAAUAAUUUGCUUUUCCUGGCUCUUCUGCUGAUCCAUGGUUUGAAUGAGAUAUCACUUUGGUAUGUGGAUUCAAACUUUUAUGCAAUCUUUGCCAUUGCAUCUAUACUUUUGCCUCAUCAUGCUCUGAUGCUCAUUUCAUUUACUUGGGGUGGGGAUAUCAUUCUUAUUUUUUUCGAUUGUACUCAUCAUUGGAGAGCUGAAUUGAAUGCCAAAUACGAGUUAAUGGCAGGAAACAUUUAAGACAAGAAUGGGGUGUGUUCUUAGUUUGCGUU
Messenger RNA from Phoenix dactylifera (date palm), 1210 nucleotides. The record is from RefSeq and is a predicted model, not a curated record. Lineage: Eukaryota; Viridiplantae; Streptophyta; Magnoliopsida; Arecales; Arecaceae.